Molecule: messenger RNA, 3547 nt
Organism: Falco peregrinus (peregrine falcon)
Lineage: Eukaryota; Metazoa; Chordata; Aves; Falconiformes; Falconidae
Product: photoreceptor outer segment membrane glycoprotein 2
Exons: 4
Coding region: 451-1545 (364 amino acids)
Biological process (GO): visual perception
Cellular component (GO): membrane
Source: RefSeq, a predicted model, not a curated record
UUACUAGCCCAAACCUCUUUGGGAUAAAAAGGUAAAAGAAAUUACUGAAAAUCCAUUUUGUUGGUGAGAUCUCAGUUCACACUCAGUUAAUUGGCCUGUUUUGCAGGAUUUAACCUGGUGGCAUAAGAACCUUGAAAUAAAUCUCUUAGCUACGAUUAGAGAUGAAAGAGAGAUUAACAUGGGCAGGAGAGUUGAAGUCUUUUUCUGCAUCUCCACUGGUGAGUCAGUGUAAAGACAGAAGAACUACAGAGACAUCAGGAAAAGGGUACUUCAGUCUUUCUCAGGAUGCCUGAUCCAGGUAUUUUCUCCCCUGUACUCAUCAAGUUAUCCGUUUCGAGAUCCUGUUCAGUCCUGUGAAGCAGAUUUCUGCUGCAUGCCUUGGAUACAUGCUCCUAAAGAGCUUACAAGUUUUCCUUGACCUACACUUCUUUUCCUAAUGCUGAUCUGACUAUGGCUGUCCUCAAAGUAAAAUUCACCAAAACUAAGAGGGACAAAUUGGCUCAGAUCUUAUGGAUCCUCAACUGGGUAUCUGUAGUGAGCGGGAUCAUUCUCUUCAGUCUUGGCCUCUUCCUGAAAAUAGAGAUCAAGAAGCGCAAUGAAGUGAUGGCAAAAGGGGAUGUUAACUCUCUCCCCAACAUGCUGAUCUCUGUAGGGGUCAUAGCAUGUAUCAUCAACUUUCUGGGUGGCAAAAUCUGCUAUGACUGCUCGGAUGCCAACAAGUUCUCUCGAUGGAAACUAGUUAUGCUCCCAUACAUUGUAUGUACCUUCUGUUUCACCUUCUGCAUCCUGGUGGGUGCUCUCAUGUGCUAUACCAUGAGGAACGAGCUGGAAGAGUCUCUCUAUCUGGGACUGAGGGAUGCUAUUAAGUUCUAUAAGGACACAGACAUACCUGGACGAUGCUUCUUGAAGAAAAGAGUGGAUAUGUUACAAAUUGCAUUCCAGUGCUGUGGAAACAAUGGCUUUAGAGACUGGUUUGAAAUUCAGUGGGUAUCUCCUCGUUACCUGAAUAUGGCUUCCAAGGAAGUUCUGGACCGCCUAAAGAGCAAUGUUGAUGGCAAGUUCUUGGUGGAUGGAGUACCCUUCAGCUGCUGCAACCCAAGCUCCCCACGGCCCUGUAUCCAGUACCAGCUGACUAACAACAGUGCUCACUACAACUAUGAUUUUCUGACAGAGGAGCUCAACAUCUGGGUGAAGGGGUGCAGAGAGGCCCUGCUGGAUUACUACACAGCUAUUAUGAGAUCCAUUGGUAUUGCAGCGUUGCUUAUUUGGUUGUUUGAGCUCUCUGUACUUAUUGGUGUCCGGUACCUACAAACAGCCAUGAAGAACGUCCUUCUGCUAGGAGAUCUGGAGGGUGAAUCAGAUGGUUGGUUACUAGAAAACAGCUUUGUGGAAACUGCCAGAUACAACAUCAGUAUCAUUAAGAACCUCGGCAAAGCCAAUCAGAUCUCCACUGUCUCAGGCAUGAACGACCCCAACAUUGACGUUCAAAACACAAACUGUGGCAAAACCAAUGUUAUAACAAAAUCUAUCCCAGCAGCUAGCUAGGCAAGUCUUCAGAGAAACUGUAUCACAAGCUCUGACAUAUUACGGUCUUACAGAUACCGGACUUUUCACUAGUAGGCAAAAAAUGGUAGGAAAACUAGUAAGACAACUGAACAAACCAUGGACUGGUGACAGCUCCAAAAAAACUGAUACUUCUUUGGCUGGAUGUAUUUUUACACAUUCUUGUGAAAUCCCCGAUUUUCAACACUGCGCAAAAUAAACUUCUGGAAUUUUCUCCACUUUCUCUCCCUUGCUUAUGUACUUCUGUCAUGGUCUGAAUACGUCAGAAUAAUGAUUAUGCACAAGCAAAUGUUCCAGAUAAGAUGGGUCUACAUCUACUAACAUACAGAUUGGUCUCCUGUGUACCAACGUUUGUCAUUAACGUCAUUACAUCUAUAGAAAUCCCAGCAGCAGGAAAAUAAUAAUAAAAAAAAAUAUUACACCAAAUAAAAAGUUUCUUUAAAAAAGACAAAAACUCUGAAAUGAAAACUAUUAGUCCAAGUUAGGAUCGGGGAAAUUUUAGCCCAAUUCUACAUAUAUAUGACAGCCCUUCUAAGAGAACCUACUGGGUAGUGAAAUUGAGUUGAAGGCAAUGAAAAUUAGCAUAAGCUAUUCCAAAUUAUUUUUUUCCCCAGAAUAGUCUGGAGUAUUUCUUAAUUUUUCUCCAUCUAUAGUUCAGGGAAAGCCAGCUGCCGUACCUCCCUGGAAGUCAAUGGGUACUGCUGAAAGGAGUUCUCUGCUCAAGAAAACUAAUUGACAGCUCAUGCCAGGAUAUUUAAAAUUUGAAGUAACAUGUGAUAGCACAAUUUAAGAACAAGCAGACACUUCCCAUAAAAUAAACAGUAAUAAUCCUACGUGUUUAAAAGCUCUUCAAAAGUACUUACGUAGAUCCAGGGUCUGGAAAAUAAGGGAUUAUUUGGAACCAAUGAAGCCACAGACUGACAUAUCUCCAUCACAUUCCUAGUACAGAGCUCAGGAACUUUGUCAAAGCAUGAAGCGAGAGCCUUCUACACCCAAGACACAGAGAUACAGAAUGCCCUAGGACUGUAAAUUCAUCAUUACUAGCAAGCAGAAAAACAUAUCAAUACAGAACAGAGGAUAAAAGACCAAAUAAAAUAUUUUACUUGUUAUUGUUGUGAAUAAUGCAUUGUUUGAAUGUAAGUCUGGACAGCUUGUGCAAUUUUGAAUCAUAGAAUUAUUUAGAUUGGAAAAGACCUUGGAGAUCAUCAAGUCCAACCAUUAACCCAGGACUGCCAAGUCCAUCCCUACACCACGUCCCUAAGCACCGCAUCUACAUGUUCUUUAAACGCCUCCAGGGAUGGUGAUUCCACCACCUCCCUGGGCAGCCUGUUCCAAUGCUUGACCAUUCUUUCAGUGAAGAAAUUUUUCCUAAUAUCCAAUCUAAACCUCCCCUGGCUCAACUUGAGGCCAUUUCCUCUUGUCCUGUCACUAGUUACCUGGGAGAAGAGCCUGACCCCCACCUGCCUACAGCCUCUUGUCAGGUAGUUAUAGACAGCAAUAAAGAUCCCUCUUGUGUCUCCUUCAGGCUAAACCUCCCAGGCUAAGAUCAUUGCUUCCAACCGUUAACCCAGGAUUGCAAAGUCCACUACUGAACCAUGCCUCUAAGCGCCACAUCUACAAAUCUCUUAAAAUAUGUCCCAGGAUGGUGAUUAAACCACCUCCCUGGGCAGCCUGUUCCAGUGCUUGACAACCCUUUUGGUGAAGAAAUUUUCCCUAAUAUCCAAUCUAAACCUCUCCUACUGCAACUUGAAGCUGUUUCCUCUUGUCCUGUCACUUGUUAUCUGGGAGAAGAGACCUGCCCCCACCUGCCUACAGCCUCCUUUCAGGUAGUUGCAGAGAGUGAUAAGGUCCUGCCUGAGCCCCCUUUUCUCCAGAAUAAACAACCCCAGUUCCCUCAGCUGCUCCUCACAAGACUUGUGCUCCAGACCCUUCACCAGCUCUGUUGCCCUUCUCUGGACACGCUCCAGCACCUCAAUGUCCCUCU